UGCUGAGAGAAAGGCAUCGUUGCGCCUCCGCUGCUCAGCCUGGCACGAAACCGAAGCUCGCAUGCGUUGAAAACCAACGGCAUAACUUAUGUAGCGUUACAGCCAUUCACCAUGCCUCACGAGACCUGGUUUUCUGCCAGACUCUUAAAUAUGCGGCGACAGAUAUAACGAAAUUCAUAUUGUUCGUUUUGAAGACAUUUUUUCUCUCUUUGCUGCGGAGAAUAACGUUAUUUUGUGUGCUCUCAUUGACAUUCCCCUCAGACGGGGUUUAACGCAGCGAGAGCGUUACUCGCUAUGUGUUUAACGGCGAGGCAGUUGGCGUUACUUCGCUGGUAACGGUCGAGUCCAAAAAGUGCACAUAAAUGUCACAGUUUCGGAUUUUGACUGAUACAAACGGUGGAUGCGGCGAGGAAAACCCCCGUGUGUGACCACAGCGGACUCCGGGAGCGGAGGGCAUGAAGUCGGUCAGCGGUUUUAAGUGGAAUUUGUCGCCGAGCUUUUGGAUUAUUUAUCCAGAGAUGGUUCUGGUUCCAGUACUGUGGUUUCUAUCGCAGGCUCGAGCGGCGCCCUCGCUGACGGCCGAGCAGAUGGACAUGGGGGUGGAUUGGCUGAGUAAGUUCGGCUACCUUCCACCAGCUGACCCUGUUACUGGGCAGCUGCAGACCAAGGAGGCACUGACCAAGGCCAUUAAAGCCAUGCAGCGGUUUGGAGGGCUGGAGGAGACCGGUGUGCUUGACCAAGCCACCCUAGGCCUAAUGAAGACCCCACGUUGUUCACUGCCAGACAUAUCUGCACCAGAGACUGUUACUGGCAGGAGGAGACGGGCACUGGCUCCUCAGAACAAAUGGAACAAGAGACACCUGUCCUGGAGAGUGCGGACAUUUCCUAAGGAGUCUGCUCUGCUGGGGAGGGACACAGUUCGAGCUCUGAUGUACUACGCGCUGAAGGUGUGGAGUGACAUUGCACCAUUAAACUUCCAUGAAGUGGCGGGAAAUGAGGCAGACAUCCAGAUCGACUUCACCAAAGCGGACCAUAACGAUGGCUACCCAUUUGAUGGCCCUGGUGGCACCGUGGCCCACGCCUUCUUCCCAGGAGAGCGUUUCACAGCUGGGGACACACACUUCGAUGAUGAUGAGGCCUGGACCUUCAGGUCUCCAGAUUCUCAUGGGAUGGACUUGUUUGCUGUGGCGGUACAUGAAUUUGGCCAUGCCAUAGGGCUUGCCCAUACAUCUGCCAUUGAGUCCAUCAUGCGACCAUACUACCAAGGCCCUGUAGGCGACCCGCUCAAAUACGAUCUCCCUUACGAAGAUAAGGUCAGAGUCUGGCAGCUAUAUGGUGUACGGGACUCGGUCUCUCACACCAUCCGUCCAGAUGACCCUUCACGUACUGCUGACCCACCUGUCCUGCUGGACCUACCAGAGAAUAGAUCCACCGUGCCACCAGCGCGAGAUGCCCCUGACAGAUGCACUGGUCACUUUGAUGCAGUGGCCCAGAUCCGAGGCGAGGCCUUCUUUUUUAAAGGAAAAUACUUUUGGCGUCUGACACGGGAGAGGCACCUAGUGUCCUUGAGACCAGCUCAGAUUCACCGUUUCUGGAGGGGUCUGCCAGCCAACCUGGACAGCAUAGAUGCCAUAUAUGAGAGACCUGGAGACCAUAAAAUUGUCUUCUUCAAAGGAGUGAAAUACUGGGUGUUCAAGGACAACAUCGUGGAGGAAGGCUAUCCACGGCCGAUCAGUGAUUUUGGACUGCCCAUGGAGGGUGUGGAUGCUGUCUUUGUCUGGCUGCAUAAUGACAAGACCUAUUUUUUCAAGGACAACCGUUACUGGCGCUAUGACGACCAUCUGCGACACAUGGACCAGGGCUACCCUAAAGACACUUCAUUAUGGAAAGGGAUUCCGGCUCAGCUCGACGAUGCCAUGCGCUGGUCUGAUAGUGCCUCAUACUUCUUUAAAGGGAAGGAGUACUGGCGGGUUGCUGGCAGUGAUAUGGAGGUAGAGGCCAGUUACCCGCGCCCCAUUGGUAAAGACUGGCUGGUGUGUGCAGACAUGCAGUCGGACUCUCCAGAAACACAGAAUAAUGGGACAGGCGUGCGGCUCCCUGGUCAGCACCAUGUGGACCAUGCAGAGAAUGGCUACGAGGUGUGCUCCUGUACCUCAGACUCAGGCUCCCCUGCUGGGCUGCGACUACAGCUCUCGCCCGCCUGGCUGCUCGCACCACUCUGGAUGCUGUCAUGGACACUCUCAUCUGUCUCACUCUGAUGAGGGCCAUGCCACAGGCCUGUGCUGACACGGACACACACACACAGACUGGACACACAGCAGCCUGUGGGCUCAGACAGCUGUGAGGAAUGCUGGCCCCUGGCCUGAAUGGAAUUGAUACUUCAGUCAGUGAAGGAUUUACCCGCUUACACAGCUUUUUGUUGUGUUUAUUUCUUUUUUUUUUCUUUUUUUUACUAAAACUGGAACUGUUUAUCAUUAUUGUUGUUAGUAUUAUUAUUAUUCCCAUCAUUUUUGUGUAUUGAAAUUAUUUUGUGUGCCUCAAAACAGGUUAAUUUCAAGCACUUUGCGUGUCAAAUAUAAUAUACUUUAAGAUUUCAUACCUUGAACAUAUUCACCAUAUGAAGUUUGAAGUUUUAUUAAAACUUGUAACGAAGCUGAUUAAUAAUGAUGGUGAUAGUUAUAGUAGUAAUAUUACAAUAGCUCAGGAGGAAAGGCAAAAAAUCUCUGAAUGGGGCUCCCUGCUGUCUGCAGUGUCAGUGAGAGGCAUCAUGGGACACCAUGCAUCAGUGGCCUCUCAUCACUCUCAUCACUUCAAGUGCUUUAACUACCCUAUCACUCAGUGUCCAUCACCACUGACCCAGGCCUUUAUCCUCUGGAAGCAUUGACUUUCACUUCUUACUCUGUCCUUCUCCUCAUCUUGUAACUCAACUCUCUUUAUCUGUCACUGACUCUCAGAGAACACAAGGCCUCCACCUCAUCAAUACUACACUGUAAAAAAAGUCAUCUCACCUUAAAAUUGUCAGGUAACUGAUUAUACAGCUUUUCUUGAGUUAACUCAACUUGACAACACUAGUGCUCAACCAGCUCAAAUGGUGUUUUGCCACCGGACAGUACGGUACAGCAUGGUCUGGUUAAAAAUAUGAACCCAGAAAUACUCGCACCCUGCUCUAAUACACAUGUCUGAACCGUGAAAGCAGGCAAAGACCUCUAGCUUUUGUGGUCAGAUAAAUUCUCACAUGAAUCUCUUGUUAACAGUGAACACAACAGUAGCAACAAUGGAGGAGAUUUAAGCUCUAAUUUCUUUUUAUUAAAAUAAAUGUAUUUUCAAAUUUUAAUUUAUCACAGACAGCAAUUCUAGCUUUCUAGUGUUUUUUUGAACAGUCAUCUAACAUUGUGUGACGGUUGCGUUUGAUCAGUCAAUGCUUUGCACUAUUACUAGCUCCACACGUCCUGGCUAGGCAUGCUUGGUACCCCAGCAAGAAAGUUCAGCACAGGUACUCAAGGGCAGUAUGGGUAAUUUGUAAAUAACAAGAAAUUACAUUAUCACAGAUUUAGAAAAAAAAAAAUUAACAUCUGAUCUAAUUUCAUUCUUUUAAUCAUUAUUCAACCCUUACAUAAUAAUGCAAGACACAAAUUACCGUUAACUUACUGUAUGAUGUUCAAUUCAAAUUUUAGGUCAACCUGAAACAAAUUCUUGAAGAGAACCUGAAAAAUGUAAGAUUUAUAGAUGCCACAGCCUGUAUAACUGGGAGCUCAGGCGGGGGAAGUGCCUGGAGGGAUUGUGGGAUGGAAAGCGAGUAGAGAGCAUAUUUUGUUUUGUUUACCUGCCUGAGAAAAUUUUGACAAAGCUAAAAGUAUGAUUUGGGUGAACUCAGGUCGAGUUAACUCAAGAACAGCUGUGUAAUCAGUUACCUUGUAAUGUAAAGUUCAGCUGACUUUUCAUUGUUUACAGUUUAGUUACUGAUAAAUAUUCAUUUCUGAAUUGUGUAUUUUUGUAAGAAACAGUAUUUUGGAGCUAAGUCAUUGCAGGCAUGCUUGAUCUUGGAUUCACAAUGCCUUGGUUACCACAGCUAUAAAUGUUUUCCAGCAUUGAUUAUGAAGGGAAUCGAGAAUUUUUUUUCUGGUUCCAGUCUUUCUAACUUGUGUUCAGGCAAGAAGGCAUUUUUAGUAAUACAGUUCUGUAUCCUGGAGCGACUAGAGGGAUGUUUGAGUCAGGCACCAUGGGCCUGCUGAGAGUGCACUCACCUCACACUUGGACUUAUGAUUGCUAAAAAUAUUUACUUAUAUACUAUAUAUAUAAAUAUACAGAUAUAUUUAAGGUGAAAGGUUCCAUGGCAGUUGCAAAAAAGUAAAUCCCAAACUGUCUUUUUUUAAGGGCCAAAUAUUUUUGUAGAAAAAUAAAGAGGAAAAGAAUAGUGAA
Messenger RNA from Pygocentrus nattereri (red-bellied piranha), 4419 nucleotides. It is a transcript of the gene mmp17a, whose product is annotated as matrix metallopeptidase 17a. Gene Ontology annotation, molecular function: metalloendopeptidase activity; zinc ion binding. Gene Ontology annotation, cellular component: extracellular matrix. The record is from RefSeq and is a predicted model, not a curated record. Gene Ontology annotation, biological process: proteolysis; collagen catabolic process; extracellular matrix organization. The coding region runs from base 456 to 2258 and encodes 600 amino acids. The transcript has 10 exons. NCBI's taxonomy places the organism in Eukaryota, Metazoa, Chordata, Actinopteri, Characiformes, Serrasalmidae.